This is a messenger RNA of Mya arenaria, 783 nucleotides long. RefSeq lists its product as uncharacterized. The record is from RefSeq and is a predicted model, not a curated record. NCBI's taxonomy places the organism in Eukaryota, Metazoa, Mollusca, Bivalvia, Myida, Myidae. The coding region runs from base 1 to 783 and encodes 260 amino acids. The transcript has a single exon.
AUGGAAUACCACAACAUCAAUCCCCUCUACAUGGAAUACCACAACAUCAAUCCCCUGUCGAUGGAAUACCACAACAUCAAUAACCUCUACAAUAGAAUACCACAACAUCACUCCCCUCUCCACGUAAUACCACAACAUCAAUUCCCUCUAGAUGGAAUACCACAGCAUCAACCCCCUCUACAUGGAAUACCACAACAUCAAUCCCCUGUCGAUGGAAUACCACAACAUCACUCCCCUCUACACGGAAUACCACAACAUCAGCCCUCUCUAGAAAGAAUAUCACAACAUCAACCCUCUAUCGAUGGAAUAUCACAACAUCAACCCUCUCUAGAUAGAAUAUCACAACAUCAAUCCUCUCUCGAUGGAACUUCACAACAUCAACACCCUCUAGAUGGAAUACCACAACAUCAAUCCCCUCUAUAUGAAAUACCACAACAUCAACCCUCUCUCGAUGGAACUUCACAACAUCAACCCCCUCUAGAUGGAACUUCACAACAUCAACCCCCUCUAGAUGGAACUACACAACAUCAACCCCCUCUAGAUGGAACUUCACAACAUCAAUCCCCUGUCGAUGGUAUACCACAACAUCAACCCCCUCUAGAUGGAAUACCACAACAUCAACCUCUUCUCGAUGGAAUGCCACAACAUCAACCCCCUCUCGAUGGAAUGCCACAAAUCAACCCCUCUAGAUGGAAUGUCACAACAUCAACCCCCUCUAGAUGGAACGUCACAACAUCAACCCCUCUAGAUGGAAUGCCACAACAUCAACCCCCUCUCGAUUGA